AUGCCUUUGACCGCAUACAACGCGCUCUCGGGCGGCGACACCGUCCUCGUCCUUGGCACCGGCGGCGUGUCCAUCUUCGGCCUCCAGAUCGCCGUCGCGAGCGGCGCGACCGUCAUCGCGACUUCGUCCUCCGACAAUAAGCUAGGCGUUGCGAAGAAGCUCGGCGCGAGAAGACUCCCGACUGGGUAA
Messenger RNA from Fomitopsis serialis, 189 nucleotides. RefSeq lists its product as uncharacterized. NCBI's taxonomy places the organism in Eukaryota, Fungi, Basidiomycota, Agaricomycetes, Polyporales, Fomitopsidaceae. Bases 1 to 189 code for a protein of 62 amino acids. The record is from RefSeq and is a predicted model, not a curated record. The transcript has 2 exons.